Molecule: messenger RNA, 5725 nt
Organism: Myotis daubentonii (Daubenton's bat)
Lineage: Eukaryota; Metazoa; Chordata; Mammalia; Chiroptera; Vespertilionidae
Gene: HCN4
Product: hyperpolarization activated cyclic nucleotide gated potassium channel 4
Biological process (GO): potassium ion transmembrane transport; sodium ion transmembrane transport; regulation of membrane depolarization
Cellular component (GO): membrane; HCN channel complex; axon
Molecular function (GO): voltage-gated potassium channel activity
Source: RefSeq, a predicted model, not a curated record
UGCUGGAGGGCGCUCAGGGGGAGGCGGCCGCUGAUGUAAGCUGGGUGGACAGCUGGGCUCCGCUUGGUUGCGGCGGGAGCCCUGGGAUGGGCCGGCCGGGCUCGACCAGAGGAGGCGAGGCAAGCUCGCGCGUGGCUGGCCAUAAAACCCGGGCGGCGGGGCCGACGAAUAGCCCGCCCGCCCGCGGGACACACGCCCGGGAGGCGCGCAGGUCGUGCGCUCUGCGCUCCUGAGCGGUUUUCCAGACGCCGCGGCCAGAGGCACCGCUUCUCCCCGCGCCCAUUGUUCCCCGCGGGGCGGGGCGCCUGGAGCCGAGCCGCGCGCCGCGCCCCAGAACGCAAGAGGGAGGAAGGGAGGGAGUUCGGGGUUCCCGCGCCCGGCCCGAGAGGAGGCGCGGCGAGCCCAGGGACCAGAAGCCGGACUGGGAGCCUCCCCGCGGCACGCAGUCGGCUCGAGCAUGGGCGCCUGAGGCAGCCCGGCGCCGGCGGCGAAGGACGCGUCCCCACGGGCGGACUGACCGGCAGGCGGACCUGGACUGUCCACCGCGCCGGUGCCCCCAGCCGGGCCCCCGGCCCUGGCGCCAUGGACAAGCUACCGCCGUCCAUGCGCAAGCGACUCUACAGCCUUCCGCAGCAGGUGGGGGCCAAGGCGUGGAUUAUGGACGAGGAAGAGGACGCCGAGGAGGAGGGUGCUGGGGACCUCCAGGAUCCCAGCCGCAGGAGCAUCCGGCUGCGGCCGCUGCCCUCGCCCUCGGUAGCCGCAGGCGGCACGGAGUCCCGAGGCGCGGUCCUCGGGGCGGCGGACGGCGAGGGGCCCGCCCGUGGUACGGGCAAGUCCAGCACGAACGGUGACUGUAGGCGCAUCUGCGGGAGCCUGGCCUCGCUGGGCAGCAGGGGCGGCGGCGGAGCGGGCGGCGGCAGCAGUCACGGGCACCUGCAUGACUCCGCGGAGGAGAGGCGGCUCAUUGCUGAGGGCGACGCGUCCCCCGGCGAGGACAGGACGCCUCCGGGCCUGGCGGGCGAGCCUGAGCGCCCCUGCUCCUCGGCGAAGCCCUCAGCCUCUUCGCCGCCACUCCAGCAGUCGCCGCAGUCAGCCUCCACCUCCUGCGAGCAGCCUUCGGUGGACACCGCUAUCAAAGUGGAGGGAGGCGCGGCCGCUGGCGACCAGAUCCUCCCCGAGGCCGAGGUGCGCCUGGGCCAGGCCGGCUUCAUGCAGCGCCAGUUCGGGGCCAUGCUCCAGCCCGGGGUCAACAAAUUCUCCCUGAGGAUGUUUGGCAGCCAGAAAGCUGUGGAGCGGGAGCAGGAGAGAGUUAAGUCAGCCGGGUUUUGGAUUAUCCACCCCUACAGUGACUUCAGAUUCUACUGGGACCUGACCAUGUUGCUGCUGAUGGUGGGGAACCUGAUCAUCAUCCCUGUGGGCAUCACCUUCUUCAAGGAUGAGAACACCACCCCCUGGAUUGUCUUCAAUGUGGUGUCAGACACAUUCUUCCUCAUCGACUUGGUCCUCAACUUCCGCACAGGUAUUGUGGUGGAAGACAACACAGAGAUCAUCCUGGACCCACAGCGGAUUAAGAUGAAGUACCUCAAAAGCUGGUUUGUGGUGGAUUUCAUCUCCUCCAUCCCUGUGGACUACAUCUUCCUCAUUGUGGAGACACGCAUCGACUCAGAGGUCUACAAGACAGCCCGGGCCCUGCGCAUCGUCCGCUUUACCAAGAUCCUCAGCCUCCUGCGCCUCCUGCGUCUCUCCCGCCUCAUUAGAUACAUUCACCAGUGGGAAGAGAUCUUCCACAUGACCUACGACCUGGCCAGCGCCGUGGUGCGCAUUGUGAACCUCAUCGGCAUGAUGCUCCUGCUGUGCCACUGGGAUGGCUGCCUGCAGUUCCUGGUCCCCAUGCUGCAGGACUUCCCUGACGACUGCUGGGUGUCCAUCAACAACAUGGUGAACAGCUCCUGGGGAAAGCAGUAUUCCUAUGCCCUGUUCAAGGCCAUGAGCCACAUGCUGUGCAUCGGAUACGGACGGCAGGCGCCUGUGGGCAUGUCCGACGUGUGGCUCACCAUGCUCAGCAUGAUUGUGGGCGCCACCUGCUACGCCAUGUUCAUCGGCCACGCCACUGCCCUCAUCCAGUCCCUGGACUCCUCCCGACGCCAGUACCAGGAGAAGUACAAGCAGGUGGAGCAGUACAUGUCCUUCCACAAGCUCCCGCCCGACACUCGGCAGCGCAUCCAUGACUACUACGAGCACCGCUACCAGGGCAAGAUGUUCGACGAGGAGAGCAUCCUGGGCGAGCUCAGCGAGCCGCUGCGGGAGGAGAUCAUCAACUUUAACUGCCGGAAGCUGGUGGCCUCCAUGCCACUGUUCGCCAACGCAGACCCCAACUUCGUGACAUCCAUGCUGACUAAGCUGCGCUUCGAGGUCUUCCAGCCGGGCGACUACAUCAUCCGAGAAGGCACCAUCGGCAAGAAGAUGUACUUUAUCCAGCACGGCGUGGUCAGCGUGCUCACCAAGGGCAACAAGGAGACCAAGCUGGCAGAUGGCUCCUACUUUGGAGAGAUCUGCCUGCUGACACGGGGCAGGCGCACAGCCAGCGUGCGGGCCGACACCUACUGCCGCCUGUACUCGCUGAGUGUGGACAACUUCAAUGAGGUGCUGGAAGAGUACCCCAUGAUGCGGCGGGCCUUCGAGACCGUGGCGCUGGACCGCCUGGACCGCAUUGGCAAGAAGAACUCCAUCCUCCUCCACAAAGUCCAGCAUGACCUCAACUCAGGUGUCUUCAACUACCAGGAGAAUGAGAUCAUCCAGCAGAUUGUGCAGCACGACCGCGAGAUGGCUCACUGUGCGCAUCGCGUCCAGGCUGCCACCUCCGCCACCCCGACCGCCACGCCUGUCAUCUGGACCCCGCUGAUCCAGGCACCGCUGCAAGCUGCUGCCGCCACCACUUCUGUGGCCAUAGCCCUCACCCACCACCCACGGCUGCCCGCUGCCAUCUUCCGCCCUCCCCCGGGCCCCAAGCUCAGCAGCCUCGGGCCCGGGCAGACACCCAGGCAUCUGAAGCGGCUGCAGUCUCUCAUCCCUUCUGCACUGGGCUCUGCCUCACCCACCAGCAGCCCAUCCCAGUUGGAUACGCCAUCUUCCUCCUCCUUCCACAUCCAACAGUUGGCUGGAUUCUCCGCCCCUGCCGGACUGAGUCCUCUCCUGUCUUCGUCCAGCUCUUCGCCGCUUCCCGGGGUCUGUGGCUCUUCUCCUGCUCCCACACUAUCCGCCAACACAGCUUCCACCACCAUGGCCGGAUUUGGCCUCUUCCACAAAGCGCUGGGCGGCUCCCUGUCCUCAUCUGACUCACCCCUGCUCACGCCGCUACAGCCAGGCACCCACUCCCCACAGGCUAACCAGCCACUACCUUCACUACCAGGGUCCCAGGGCAGCCUGGGCCUCCUGGAACAUUUCCUGCCACCCCCACCUUCAUCCAGGUCCCCAUCCUCUAGCCCAGGGCAGCUUGGCCAGCCUCCUGGGGAGUUGUCCCCAGGUCUGGCUGCUGGCCCACCAAGCACGCCAGAGACACCUCCACGGCAGCCUGAGCAGCCGUCCGUGGCAGGGGCCUCUGGGGAGGCUUCUCCUAUAGCCUUUACCCCCCGAAGAGGUCUCAGCCCCCCUGGCCACAGCCCAGGCCCCGCAAGAACUUUUCCAAAUGCUCCACCCCGGGCCUCUGGCUCCCAUGGUUCCUUGCUCCUGCCACCUGUAUCCAGCCCCCCACCACUCCAGGUUCCCCAGCGCUGGGGCACACCACCUCUCACCCCAGGCCGCCUCACCCAGGACCUCAAGCUCAUCUCAGCCUCUCAGCCGGCCCUACCCCAGGAUGGGGCACAGACCCUCCACAGAGCCUCCCCACACUCUUCUGGGGAGUCUGUGGCUGCCUUCCCGAUCUUCCCCAGAGCUGGGGGUUGCAGUGGGGGCCUUGGUCCCCCUGGGAGGCCCUAUGGUGCCGCCUCAGGCCAGCAUGUCACUCUGCCUCAGAAGACAUCCUCAGGUUCUUUGCCACCCCCUCUUUGUUUGUUUGGGGCAAGAGCCGCCUCUUCUGGGGGCCCCCCUCUGACUGCUGCUUCCCAGAGGGAACCUGGGGCCAGGGCUGAGCCAGUGCGAUCCAAACUGCCAUCCAAUCUAUGAGCUGGGGCCCCUUCCUCUCUUUCCUCUCUUCUUUCUUCCUUCAGGUUUAACUGUGAUUUAGGAGAUAUACCAAUAACAGUAAUAAUGAUCAUUUUAAAAAACUCACACCAGAAAAACAAGACAGCAGAAAAUAACCAGGUAUUCUUAGAGCUAUAGAUUUUUGGUCACUUGCUUUUAUAGACUAUUUUAAUACUCAGCAGUAGGGGGGCGGGAGGUUAGGCAAGGCUCAAAUGCAAAAGCCAGAGCAAGGUUGGGGGGUGGGGCCUACCUAUGUUUGGGGUUCCUAGAGCAGACCUGUCAUUGUAUUUGUUUUAGGGCACCAGCCACCACCAGCCCCUCAGCAGUGAACUUGGUGCCUCACUCUGCGGGGAGUCUUCUAGGGGCUGCCCUUGGUGGUUUUCCUGGGAAGCCUCAGUCUCCUGAGUCCUUGGAACAAAGUGGGGCCAGGGUCCUGAGAAUUUUGCAUUUUUUUACUGCAAACCUAGCAAGAUCUGUAUAUGUAUGUAAUAUGUGUAUAUGUAUAAGCUAUGUAGCGCUCUGUAGAGCCAUGUAGAUAGCCACUCACAUGUGAGCAAUCUAGUUUAACCCAAUGUUGCCGGGACACCCAGGUCACCUUACACCCAGCAGCCCACCGUCGUCCACAGGCUGGGAAUCGGAAGGUCUGGGGGAGUCUUCUUUCCAGUCCUCAGGGAAGAGGACCCCAAGACCUCUCAGCAGGUCCCCUGUCUCCCCAUCUCUGGUUUCAUAUCCAAUCCCAGCCUGACCUCUCACCACAUGGAAGCAGAGGACCCUGAACUGUGCCUCCUGUAGGUCCUCAAGCACAUCCUGUCCUCUCUGUGGCCCUCAGUUCCCUGUCGGGUCAGUGGGAGGUGAGGGUACUUCUGGUUGAGUCUGCUCUGUGCCAAGCACUGGUUCAGCACUUUACACUCAUUAACUCCUUCCAUUUCACAAAGACCAUGAGGUAGGUACUUUGAUUCUCCCUAUUCCACAGAUGAGAAAACUGAGUUUGGGGGACUUUUUCCAGAAUCAGGUAGCGGGGAGUGACAGACCUGGGACUGAUUUGAGAUUCUAAUUCAUGCCUGCCUGAGGCCAAAGCCUAGGUUCCUUCCAGUAAAAACUGUUGCGAAAGGCUGAGUUAGUCUUCAAGCAUGGUGCAGCGGGGGAGGCCAGAUUAUAGAGGCACCAGACCUGGUUUGAGUUCCAGCCCUGCCUCAACUGUGUGAUCUUGGGCAAAUUAUCUGACCUUCCUGAGUCUGUUACCUCAAAUGUAAAACGGGAAUAAUUAUGGUGCCAUCUUACAAGUGUGAGGACAGGAUGAGAAAAGCAGUAUAUGUGAAAUGCCCAGCCCGUACCUGGCACAUGCCAUAGUAGGUGCUCAGUAAGUCAUGUUUCUUCUGCCUCCCCUCACCCAGCCCAUUGCUCCAGCAGCUGUGGCGAGAGCCCAGGGGGCUUUGGCUGAGGGCUCCAGGACUUAGGAUCUCAGGGCAUAGGAGGCGGCGGGCUUCCUGAAGGGCCUAAGGAAGGUGUGUGGCCAGGGGCAGGCUUGAGCCAGGCCUUGAGAUGU